This is a messenger RNA of Labrus bergylta (ballan wrasse), 1026 nucleotides long. Its product is annotated as paired box protein Pax-1-like. Gene Ontology annotation, biological process: anatomical structure development; regulation of transcription by RNA polymerase II. Gene Ontology annotation, molecular function: RNA polymerase II cis-regulatory region sequence-specific DNA binding; DNA-binding transcription factor activity, RNA polymerase II-specific. NCBI's taxonomy places the organism in Eukaryota, Metazoa, Chordata, Actinopteri, Labriformes, Labridae. The record is from RefSeq and is a predicted model, not a curated record.
AUGUGUGCAGAGCAGAGCUACGGGGAGGUGAACCAGAGCUACGGGGAGGUGAACCAGCUCGGCGGCCUCUUCGUUAACGGCCGCCCGCUGCCUCACGCGCUCCGGCUGCGGAUCGUGGAGCUCGCGCAGCUCGGCAUGCGGCCCUGUGACGUCAGCCGACAGCUGCGCGUGUCUCACGGCUGCGUGUCCAAGAUCCUGGCCCGGUACCACGACACCGGCUCCGUCCUGCCCGGAGCCAUCGGAGGCAGCAAGCCCCGGGUCACCACCCCCGCCGUGGUCCGCAGCAUCCGGGACUACAAGCAGGGAGACCCGGGCAUCUUCGCCUGGGAGAUCCGGGACCGGCUGCUGGUCGACGGCGUGUGUGACAAGUUCAACGUCCCGUCUGUGAGCUCCAUCAGCCGGAUCCUCAGGAACAAGAUCGGGGCCUUUUCUCAGCAGCAUGAGGGCAAACAAGGCCCGGGGCCGGUCCAGUACGGACCCGUUUACUCAUACUCCUCCUAUGCGGGGGCAGCAGGGACUCACACCGGGACUACCGCAGCAGGGCAUGCGGGACUACCCCGGACCUGGACCAACAUCCUGGGUAUCAGAGCCCUCAUGGAACCGACAGCUCUGUCUGGAUGUGACGGACAUGCAGCCAAAAUGGAGGACUGGACCAGUAUGACCAGUGUGAGAGCGAUUCCCUCUGGAUUGAACGUACUGGAGAAAACUGGCGAGCAAGAGCUGAAAUACACACAUCAGUCUGCGUCCAGUCUGCCCAGUUAUGUCUCAGCGUGUGCGUAUUCUCCAGCUAACCAGUACGGCCUGUAUGGAGCUUCAGCAGCAAACUACAUGAGCACUGGACCCCGCUGGCAGCCUCAGUCCUCCAGUAUAACUCCCAGUAUGAGUCCCAGUAUGAGUCCCAGUAUGAGUCCCAGUCUGACUCAGAGUCCGUCUCUUAAACUCCCACAGAGCCACGACGAAAGGAAACCUCAGACACACGUGUACAGACGUCACCAUGCUGCUCACAGAUUAUCUCCAGCGUCGUGA